AGCGGUCUCCAACUCCGUUCGUCGAUCUAUCUUCUUCUGUCUCUCGGCGAUGGAAGAGACGGUGGAGCUCCCGAGUAGGCUGGCGAUCCUUCCCUUCUGGAAUAAGGUCCUCUUGCCCGGCGCCGUCAUUCGAAUCUGCUGCACUUCGCCCAGUAGUGUUAAGCUGGUGGAGCACGAACUAUGGCAGAAGGAAAAGAAGGGAUUGAUUGGCGUGCUUCCAGUUAAGGACAGUGAAGGUGCUGCUGUAGGUUCGUUGUUAUCUUCAGGUAUCGGGAGUGAUUCUUGGGAACAGGGCCGUAAGGGAGAACCAAAUGCAACUGGAGGUUUUCACAAGCAGGAUGCAAAGAAGCCAAGGGAACUUACUCACUGGCAUAGCAGGGGAGUAGCUGCUAGAGCACUGCACCUCUCUAGAGAAGUUGAAAAACCGAGUGGGAGAGUCACCUAUGUUGUUGUUCUCGAAGGCCUGAGCAGAUUUAAUGUUCAGGAACUCAGUGCAAGAGGAAAAUAUUAUGUUGCAAAUAUCAACGGUCUGGAUUUGUCUAGUGCUGAGUUGGAGCAAGCAGAACAAGAUCCAGAUUUCAUUUCAUUAUCUCGCCAAUUUAAAGCUACAGCUAUGGAGCUCAUUUCUCUUCUUGAGCAGAAGCAGAAACUUGAGGGUAAGAAAAGAUUUCUCCUUGAUACAAUUCCUGUGUAUAGGCUAGCAGACAUAUUAGUUGCUAGCUUUGAAAUAAGUUUUGAGGAGCAAUUAUCAAUGCUUGAUUCUGUUAAUUUAAAAGUGCGACUCUCUAAGGCAAUUGAACUGGUGGACCAGCAUAUACAGUCAAUUCGUGUGGCAGAAAAGAUAACUCAAAAGGUCGAGGGUCAGUUAUCUAAGUCACAGAGAGAAUUUCUUCUCAAGCAGCAGAUGAGGGCUAUAAAGGAAGAACUUGGUGAUAAUGAUGAUUGCGAGGAUGAUGUAGCUGCCGUGGAAAGGAAGAUGCAAAAUGCAGGAAUGCCUCCUAAUAUAUGGAAGCUUGCUCAAAGGGAACUGAGACGCCUAAAAAAGAUGCAACCUCAGCAGCCUGGAUAUAACAGUUCAUGUGUAUAUUUGGAGCUUCUUGCUGAUCUUCCUUGGCGAAAAGUUAGUGAAGAACCUGAACUUGAUCUUAAGGCUGCCAAAGUGAGUCUUGACCGUGACCACUAUGGGUUGCUUAAAGUUAAGCAACGUAUCAUUGAAUAUCUAGCUGUUAGAAAGCUUAAACCAGAUGCACAAGGUCCUGUGCUUUGUUUCGUUGGUCCUCCUGGAGUUGGAAAGACAUCAUUGGCAUCAUCAAUUGCAAGUGCCCUGAGUAAAAAAUUUAUACGGAUAUCUCUGGGUGGUGUGAAGGAUGAAGCUGAUAUCAGAGGUCAUCGAAGGACAUAUAUUGGAAGCAUGCCGGGACGACUUAUUGAUGGAUUGAAGAGAGUGGCUGUUCGCAAUCCAGUUAUGUUGCUUGAUGAAAUUGAUAAGACGGGUUCUGAUGUCCGGGGGGAUCCAGCAUCAGCAUUGUUGGAAGUUCUUGAUCCAGAACAAAAUAAAACCUUCAAUGAUCAUUAUUUGAAUGUUCCUUUUGAUCUAUCAAAGGUAACUUUUGUUGCAACUGCAAAUAGAGUUCAACCUAUUCCUCCUCCACUCUUAGACCGAAUGGAAGUCAUUGAGCUUCUUGGCUAUACACCUGAAGAAAAACUAAAGAUAGCUCUCAAGCAUCUUAUACCACGAGUCUUAGAGCAGCAUGGACUAAGCUCUCAGUUCCUUCAAAUUCCUGAGGGCAUUGUGAAACUAAUUAUUCAGAGAUAUACUAGAGAAGCCGGUGUUCGUAAUCUUGAAAGGAACUUAGCUGCUCUGGCUCGUGCAGCUGCUGUCAAGGUUGCUGAAAAAGACUUCAUGGUUCACCUUGGCAAAGACAAUCACCCAAAGACUUCUUUGAUGAACACCAGGCUUGUUGAUACUGCUGAAGUUGAAAUGGAAGUCAUUCCUUUGAGUGUCGACAGUCAGGGAAUAUCAAAUUCUUUCUCAAGUGCCUCAGUUAUGAUCAUAGAUGAGGCUAUGCUUGAAAAAGUGCUUGGGCCUCCUAGAUUCGACGAGAAAGAAACUGCUGACCGUGUAGCUACUCCAGGAAUAGUCGUCGGUCUUGUCUGGACAACCUUUGGUGGUGACAUUCAGUUUAUUGAAGCCACAACAAUGGUGGGGAAGGGUGAUUUGCAUUUGACAGGACAACUUGGAGAUGUCAUUAAAGAAUCAGCACAUAUAGCUCUUACAUGGGUGAGAGCAAGGGCCGCAGAUCUCAAUCUGUCAACUGCUGGUGAUCAUAUCGGUUUGCUUGAGAAGCAAGAUAUUCAUAUUCAUUUUCCCGCUGGUGCUGUGCCGAAGGAUGGACCAUCUGCGGGAAUUACUUUAGUAACAGCCUUAGUAUCACUAUUCAGCCAAAGGAAAGUUAGAGCAGACACUGCAAUGACCGGAGAGAUGACCCUCAAAGGCCUUGUAUUACCCGUUGGCGGUAUCAAGGAUAAGGUACUGGCCGCGAAUCGGUAUGGUAUCAAACGAGUAAUAUUGCCUGAACGAAACUCAAAGGAUUUGGCUGAAGUUCCAUCAGCCAUUCUUGCCGGCAUGGAGUUAACCUGAUGAUAAUACCUCCGAUACGAUCGAAGAUCAUAUCGAUAACCUUUGUCACAAUUUUGAUACAGUAGGGGUUACCGAAAUCGAAACUCUUCAUUAUCAACCACAGUGAUCGACUGGACUGCUCGUGCUUGUUCAGCAAAAUUCCAUGAUUCUUGAUAAUAGUAGGAGACUACUACUCUUGUCUAACGAUCACUAUAUACUUUGCCAGAUGCUGCUUGUGAAGCGCAUCGAGGAUGUGCUAGAGCAUGCAUUCGAAGGCGCAAGCCCAUCGAAACCGACGUCGAAGUUAUAGCACUGCCUCACUCUACUUUGAAGAGCAUAUAAGUCGGCGAAGAAGAUGGAGCUGCAUCUUCGACUUCCACUUGCAAUUCCUAUCGAGCCUAACACACGACAUCUCUUUCACAUGUGACAUGGCCUGUCGCCUUGUUUCAUAUGCCUUCUUUGGGUACUUAGUGGAAUAAAACUUUUUAUUAUUAUUAUUAUAUACUACUGAACUUCAAA
Messenger RNA from Zingiber officinale, 3139 nucleotides. Its product is annotated as lon protease homolog 2, peroxisomal-like. The record is from RefSeq and is a predicted model, not a curated record. Gene Ontology annotation, molecular function: ATP hydrolysis activity; ATP-dependent peptidase activity; ATP binding. Bases 50 to 2641 code for a protein of 863 amino acids. The transcript has 17 exons. Gene Ontology annotation, cellular component: peroxisomal matrix. Gene Ontology annotation, biological process: protein quality control for misfolded or incompletely synthesized proteins; protein processing; protein catabolic process. Lineage: Eukaryota; Viridiplantae; Streptophyta; Magnoliopsida; Zingiberales; Zingiberaceae.